AUGAACCGCAUGCAGCUACGUUUGCUGCUGCAGCAAGCAGCAGCAAACGAAGCACCUGCAGACUAUGGGGGCCCCCAGAGGCCUCCUGCAACGCCAGCUGCUGCUGCAGCCUGCUGCACUCAAUAUCACAACCGAGACCAGCAGCAAAAGCAGCAGCAACAGCAGCAGCAACAGCACCAACAGCUCAAGCAACACCAACACCACCAACACCAGCAACAGCAGCAAAAGCAGCAGCAGCAGCAGCAGCAGCAGCAGCAGCUUCAGCACCAACAACAACAGCAGCAGCAACAACAGCAGCAAACUCAGCAGCAGCAGCAACAGCAGCAGCAGCAGCAGCUGGGUUGUGCAGCAGGUGCUGCUGAGCCCGAUGUUGAGGUCUGGAAGCCUCUCUUCUUUUCAAACCCCGAGGAAUUCACAGCGAACGCCUUCUCCUCAGAGCAUGUUGCAGAUGCAGCAGCAGCAGCAUCAGCUGCUGCUGGUGCUGCUGCUGCUGUUGAUGCUGCAGCAACAGCAGUAGCUGCAACAGAAGCAGCUGUACCAGCAGCAGCAGCAACAGCUGCAGCGGCAGCAACAUCAGACACCCAUGCAGGAAACUUGAGCAGCAAAGACCUCGACUUGCUGCAGCCUGUCUCCGCCACUUUCUUCUUCAGCGCGGCCCCCCGUAGCAGCAGCAGCAGCAGCAGCAGCAGCAGCAGCAGCAGCAGGAAGGUGCGUGCUUGUUCAGGUAUUAGAGGGUUGAAGCGCAGCUGUCCUUCUCCCUGUCUCGCUGCUUCGGUGCCUGAGGGGCCCCCGGGGGCCCCCCUCUCCCCUGUAGACAAUUUGUCUUCUAAUUUAUUAUUUUCUUCUUUCUUUAAUGCAGCAGCAGACGGCAGAUACAACGCAGCAGCAGCAGCAGCAGCAGCGCGCGCUGCUGCAGCGGGGGGCCCCUGGGGCCCCUCUGCAGCAACAGCAGCAAAUGCGCAGCCACCACUGUCUUCUCGGGUUCGAGAGGAAAACACUCAACACAAAUAUUGCAGCAGCAGCAGCAGCAGCAGCAGCAGCAGCAACGUUUUAUUGGGAACAGCAGCAGCUGAGGAGCUGUGGGGUGCAGCAACAGCGACAGCACCCAACCGCAGUCAGGCUCCAAGGCUGCUGCUGCCUUCACAUGCGCAGCAGCAGCAGCAGCGGCAGCGUCAGCAGCAGCAUGCGCAGCCACUGCAGCUGCAGCAACCACAGCGGCCGCUGCAGCGGCAGCCCUCGACGCUACACAGCGACGAUGAAGAGGCAGCAGCAGAAGCAUCAGAAGCAGCAGAAGCAGAAGCAGCAGCAGAAGCAGAAGCAGCAGAAAUAGCAGAAGCAGCAGAAACAGCAGAAGACAUUACAGCAGCAAAAGGAGGGCAGCGCACUCGGCUGACGUCCAGCGCUGCUGCUGCUGCUCCUCCGCCAGACUACCCACGUCGCUAUCAUCAUCAAUAUCAGCAGCAGCAGCAGCAGCAGCAGCGGGGGCAGCGUGCACAUCUGGCGUCAACAGCAGCAGCUCGCGAGGCCAGCCGCAGAGCUCUGAUGAAUAGCCUAAGAUUUACCUCCCACCUCAGCAGCAGCAGCAACAGCAACAGCAACAGCAGCAGCAACAGCAGCAGCAGCAGCGCUUCACCAGCAGCAGCAGCAGCAGAAGCAGAAGGAGCAGCAGCAGAAGGUCCAAUGCAUUUCCAUACAACAGAUUCUUCAGACGAUUCAAAUCCAAGCAGUGCCCGCAUUCGCAUGCGAACAGCAGCAGCAGCAGCAGAUGCAGCAGCAGCAGCGCCAGCAGCAGCAGCAGCAUCUCCGCAUUCCGCUUCUCGUUUGAGCGGCAGCAGCAGACGGCCUUUGACGGUCCGCCAGGUAAUUGGUUUGGCUCUCCGCAGCCGCAACCGCAGCAGCAGCAGCAGCAGCAGCAGCAGCAGCAGCAGCAGCAGCAGCAGCAGUGUAAAUCCUUCUUGGCAGAGCGCGUUGUGUUACAGUCGGCGUUCCUUCUCUUCUUUAGAGCGUGAAGCACUUCUCUUUUAUUUGCAGCUCGUUGCUGCAUUUGAAGCCAGCUGGGUUGCUGUUAGACCCAUUCCCUCCAGCAGCAGCAGCAGCAGCAGCAGCAGCAGCAGCAGCAGCAGAAAUGCUAACCGCGAGGAAGCAGCAGCAGCACCGAAUGUAAAUGUUUAUUUGGUGCCGCCCUUCUUAGUGCGCGCGCUUAGAAAGGUGCCGCUGACUCCGGCGCAGCUGCAGAGGCUAGCAGCAGCAGAACUGGCCAAGUGCUGCAGCAGCAGCAGCAGCUGCAGCAGGCAUGGAGUGCAGCAGCAGCAGCAGCAGCAGCAGCAACUAGGGCCUCAGGCGCUGCUCAAGGCUGCAAAGCAGCGCGUUAAGUUGCCAAAUCCACUGACCCUCCGCAUGAGGGGAACACGCUCAGCAGCAGAAGCAGCAGCAGCAGCAGCAGCACCAAGUACAGCAGCAGCAGCAGCAGCAGGUGCAGCACCGACGGCACCGGCAGGACGGCGAGCAUCAGCUGCAGAAGGUCCCGCAGCAGCAGCGCCCGCUGCAGCAACAGGCGCAGCAGAAGGCGCAUCAGGAGCUGCAGCAGCACCAGCAGCAGCAGCAGCAGCAGCAGCAGCAGGAGAGUGUUGCAGUGAAGGUCUUCGUGGUGAGGAGCGGUGGAUAGAUGUAUUUCUUUGCUGCGGAGGUAAAGAUAUGCUGGCUUUAGAUUGGCUUCCCUUCAUAUCUAGAUAUCUCUACUUCUGUCUUGCUGCUGCUGUCAGGCAGCAGCAGCAAGCUGCUGCGAGAGAAGGCAGAAUCACCUUCAAUGAGGGCGCCGUAUUCACAGCUGCAGCAGCAGCAGCAGCAGCAGCAGCAGCAACCCCAGCAGCAGCAGCAGCAACCCCAGAAGCAGCAGCACAAAGUCGCUCCACAAGCCCAGCGAAUGAUCGAGGGAAAACCAUCGCCAGGGUCCUUGCACAGGCAGCGCAGCAGCACCAGCAGCAGCAGCAGCAGCAGCAGCAGCAGCAGCAGCAACACCAGCAGCAGGAGCAGCAGCAGUCGGAGCAGCAGCAGCAGCAGGAGCACCAGCAGCAGGAGCACCAGCAGGAUUUUGAAGGGGCCUCAGAUCGCACUAGCGAGCCAGAGGUUGCUGUUGAGGCUUCUCCCCGUAGUGCCGCUGCUUCCAAACCCCUCUCAGGCGGUGCAGCAGGAGCAGCAGCAAGUGCAGCAGCAGCAGCAGCAGGCGAAGAAGCCUCGCUGCUGGAGGUGGAGGUGCCUGUGUUGCUGCAGAUGGAUUUAGCGUUUGUGCUGCUCGACUAUCCCGGCUACGGAUACAGCAAAGCAGAUCUACCUACUCCCCAAGUGGAUGGGCUGACGGCGGCGUUGAGAAAACUUACCGCAGUCAUCGGCACAAACUGCAAACUCAGACUGCAUGUGCUGGGCUAUUCGCUGGGAGCAGCAGUUGCGCUGGAGACGGCAAAUAUAAUAUGCAAAGAGCUGCUCUCAGUUAGAAAGCAGCGCCACAGCAGCAGCAGCAGCAGCAACAGCAGCAGCAACAGCAGCAGCAGCAACAGCAGCAGCAGCAGCAGCAGCGGCAACAGCAGCGACAGCGAAGGCGCAGCAGCACCUGCUGUUGCUGAUUCUUCUUUGUUCAUGAAGACCCCUACGUUCGCUGUCUCUACUCCUGUUGCUGCAGCAGCAACAGCAGCAAAUCUACUAUCUCCUGUAGAUGCAUUCAAAUCAUGGGUGCCACAAGCUAGUAGGGAAUGCAGCAGCAGCAGCAGCAGCAGCAGCAGGGGCAGCAGCAGGGGCAGAAGCAGAAGUGACAGCGGCAGUAGAAGCAGCAACAGUAUAGACGGUAGGACAAAGAAGAACAGGGGCUCUCGCCUAGCUCGCAGCAACAGCAGCAGCAACCUGAGAAGCAGCAGCAGAUACAGCAACAGUAGCAGCAACAGAAGCAGCAACAGCAGCAGGAAGAACAGCGAAAGUGCAGCAGAAGAGCUCCAUGUAUUCGCCUCUCCCCUGCGGCCUCAGCCUGCAGCAGCAUAUGCAUCCCCUGCCUCUGGAAGCAGCAGCAGCAGCAACAGCAGCACCAGCAACCGCAGCAGCAGCAACAGCAGCAGCAGCAGCAGCAGCAGCGAAGAUGGUUUUGAGGGGAGAAGUGGCUUAGGGGUGCCUAAUGCCUCUGCUGAUUUAAUAGCUGCUGCAGCAGCAACAAAAGAUCUGGGCAUGCCGUUCCGCAUGUUCUUACAAGAGACAAUGCCAUACCAGAGAGGCAGCAAGCGCAACCGACAGCAGCAGCAGCAACAGCAGCAGCAGCAGCAGCAGCAGGAGGGGGAGUGGGGUGUUGAAGGUGAAACAGAAGAAGCUGCGCAGCAACAGCGUCAGCAUCAACAGCAACACCUGCAGCAGCAACAGCAGCAGCAGCAACAGCAGCAACAGCAGCAACAGCAGCAGCAGCAGCAGUUUGUGAGGGUGUUGUAUAUUUUUGUGCUUUAG
Molecule: messenger RNA, 4479 nt
Organism: Eimeria acervulina
Lineage: Eukaryota; Apicomplexa; Conoidasida; Eucoccidiorida; Eimeriidae
Exons: 6
Coding region: 1-4479 (1492 amino acids)
Biological process (GO): regulation of mRNA splicing, via spliceosome
Cellular component (GO): spliceosomal complex
Molecular function (GO): RNA binding
Source: RefSeq, a predicted model, not a curated record